Pungitius pungitius (ninespine stickleback) is the source of this 1023-nucleotide messenger RNA. RefSeq names its product BCL10 immune signaling adaptor (gene bcl10). Lineage: Eukaryota; Metazoa; Chordata; Actinopteri; Perciformes; Gasterosteidae. The transcript is spliced from 3 exons. The record is from RefSeq and is a predicted model, not a curated record. Gene Ontology annotation, molecular function: protein kinase B binding; NF-kappaB binding; transcription coactivator activity. Bases 84 to 869 code for a protein of 261 amino acids. Gene Ontology annotation, biological process: positive regulation of extrinsic apoptotic signaling pathway; canonical NF-kappaB signal transduction; apoptotic process. Gene Ontology annotation, cellular component: CBM complex; cytosol.
GACGCGUUGAUGUUAAGUCUCCUGUCGUCGCGGCCUCCUUCGUCGACGCGUCGUGAUUUUUUUGGGCGCUCGUGGUCGAGAUUAUGGACGUUCCUCAGCUCACUGAAGAUGAAAUGGCAGCGAUUAAGAAAGACGUGCUGACAAGAAUGCGGCACUACCUCUGCGACAAGAUCCGAGCGGAGCGCCACCUGGACUACCUGCGCUCCCGGCGGAUCCUGAGCCGGGACGACGCGGAGGAGAUCGGCUGCAGGUCCACGCAGACCAAGCGGACGGCCACGCUGCUGGACACGCUGGCUGAGAACCCGCGGGGCCUGGACGCCUUGAUCGAUGCCCUGAGGGAGUCGCGCACGCAGAACUUCAUCAUCACCAAAAUCACGGACGAGGUGCAGAAGGCCAAGAACGAGAAGGUGGAGUCCCUGCGAUCCGCCGCUUCCAGUUCCUCGCCCGCCAGCAGCCUCGGCACUCUGGACGCCCCCUCCAUGUACUCCAACAACUCUACCCUGCUCCUGCACCCCGACGGAGAGAGCAGCCCCUGCGCCUCGGACGCGGCGCGCGCGCUCGGCCAGCCGUCGGCGCCCUCGACGGCGUCCGGCGCCAGCAUCGGCGCGCCGUGGUCGCCCCCCCACACCACCACCACCACCCUCUCCUCCUCCCCCUCCUCCUCCUCCCCCUCCUCCAGCCUGCCGAGGCCCGGGGACCCCGGGGCCCCCCCGCUGCCGGAGGAGGUGAUGCUCGACCCGCCCUCCAACGUGGAUGGCGCGGCACCGCGGUACACCAGCAACAACAACAGCAGCAGCAGCGGGGACCCGAACUUCCAGCCCCUCCGGUCGCGCUCUCUCACUCCGACGUCCCACCGGAGCGUCUUUUAGUCCCACAACUCGACCAAGACUCUCACAGACUCUCUCUCUCUCUCUCUCUCUCUCUCUCUCUCCUUGUGGCCUUCUGAUUCGCCACGAAUGGGCUCACGUGGGAUUCGUUUCUACCAAACGAGGCGGCCCUUCGUGAUGGAGAUGGGCACCAUCU